AGAAGCCUGCCCCCCCGGGCUGCUGGCAUGGCUUCCCCCUGUCCUGGGACCCCCAGCCCGGCAGGUCUGCCCCCUCCUUCUGUAGCCAUACCAGGUGAGACACUUGGUCCCGCGGCGCCCCCGGAGCCUGCCUUCCCGGACAUCUACGGCGGGGACGCGCAGCUCUGGCAGGCGCAUUUCUGCAGCAUCGGGCGCGCCUACCGCGCCCUGGGCAAGCAGGACGACUUCGCCAUCCGCGUGCUCACCGAGAACUUCACGCUGCCCUUCCCGUUCGCCUGGCCGCCGGGGCCCGACCCGGCCUGCGGGCCGCUCUUCUAUGAUCCCCGCGACCGCGCAGACUUCGACUUCCUGCUGCGGGGCCCCGGAGCUUCGCCCCCUGCGCUGCUGCGGCCCCUGCACGCCACGGCCCAGGCAGCGAUGCGCAAGCGGCGCCUGGAGCGGCUGGCCCUGAGCUACGCCCGCGCGCAGGGCCCGGGCCCGGCCUCAUCCUGCUGCUGCCCGGCCCCGCUGCCGCCUUCCCGGAGCCCGAGGCCAGCGCUUCUGGCGACGGCAUCCCCAGGCUGGCCCAGGCCCCGCCGCUGCCCCGAGAGCGAACAGAAUAAAUAGUUUCCCCAGC
Molecule: messenger RNA, 616 nt
Organism: Symphalangus syndactylus (siamang)
Lineage: Eukaryota; Metazoa; Chordata; Mammalia; Primates; Hylobatidae
Gene: C7H8orf90
Product: chromosome 7 C8orf90 homolog
Source: RefSeq, a predicted model, not a curated record